Coregonus clupeaformis (lake whitefish) is the source of this 2084-nucleotide messenger RNA. Its product is annotated as tRNA selenocysteine 1-associated protein 1. Gene Ontology annotation, molecular function: tRNA binding. Lineage: Eukaryota; Metazoa; Chordata; Actinopteri; Salmoniformes; Salmonidae. The coding region runs from base 120 to 1028 and encodes 302 amino acids. The record is from RefSeq and is a predicted model, not a curated record. Gene Ontology annotation, biological process: selenocysteine incorporation. The transcript is spliced from 9 exons. Gene Ontology annotation, cellular component: nucleus.
CGUAACUUUCCUGUUGCUUAUUCCGACCGGACACUUGCAAGGUGUUGCAUGUGUUUCAUUUCGAGGGUUCACAACUGUAAAUGUAUGUAAAGAAAGCUUUACAAUUUCAAGUCUAAAGCAUGAGCACACUAUGGAUGGGAAACUUAGAGCCCUACAUGGAUGAGAAGUUCAUAACCCGAGCCUUCGGCACCAUGGGGGAGUUGGUGGUGAGUGUGCGGAUUAUACGCAACAAGAUGACUGGUAGUGGUGCAGCAGGUUACUGCUUCGUGGAGCUGACCGAUGAAGCCACAGCUGAGAGGUGUCUUCGUAAAGUCAAUGGAAAAGCACUACCAGGAGCCACACCACCUAGAAGAUUCAAGUUAAACCGGGCCACCUUUGGGAAGCAAGGAGAAAGCGGUCCACUCUACUCUCUGUUCGUUGGAGAUCUCACACCUGAAGUGGAUGACGGGAUGCUGUACGAGUUCUUCUACAACCGCUAUCCAUCCUGUCGCGGGGGGAAGGUGGUGCUGGACGGCACGGGAAACUCCAAGGGUUGUGGGUUCGUCCAGUUCCCAGACCAGAGGCUUCAGAAGCUGGCGCUGGAGGAGUGUCAGGGAGCGGUGGGGCUCGGGAGCAAGGCACUACGACUGAGCCUAGCUGCUAACAAAACGCGUCAUAAUCAAUCAGACAACAGGGGGUGGGGGUCACAUGGAGGAGGCUACAGACACAACCAUAAUCAAUACAAUCAACAGCCGUACGGUGGUGGAUGGGGCUCAUGGGGCUACGACCAGAAUGGAGGCAACUAUGACGGCUACAACUAUAACCAGUAUGAUUACACUCAGAAUCCUGUACAGGAAAAUGAAGCUGAUGAAGAUGAUGGUCUGGAAGAUCCUAACCCAGAGCUGGAUGUGGUGGAAGCCAACAGGAAGUUUAUGGAACACAGCGAGGAACUGUAUGAUGCCCUUAUCGAGUGCCACUGGCAACCCUUGGAAUCCUCGGAACAGGCCUUUGGAACCACGAGUAGCCUUCCAGAACCUGUCUACUGUUGAGGCAUAAAAUGAAAUGGCAAUAUCCUCUUUUGCCAUGUUAUUUGGCCUUUCAUAUUAUAUUCUGUAGAUGUUUGAGAAUUUAAUAGCUAAAGACAUAUCCCCAGUCCUUGACCAUAACUGCCAUUUGCUUACAGACAUUAUUUUUGUGUCAAUUGACAAAAAUGAUUUAUUUUGUGCAUCUAUUAAUGUACAUCUUUAUUUUUUAAAAACAGUGGACACCUGGCCCAUCCUGUACCUAAGAAUAGCUUCCUGUUUUCAUUUCUUAUGCUUUGCUAAACCGCAAAGAUGAUGUUUGUAUCCCAAAUGACACACUAUUCCCUAUUUAGUGCAGCACUGCUUUUGGCCAGGGCCCACAAUGGACUCUAGGGAAUAGUGUGUCAUUUGGGAUACGUGCUUCUCAAUUGAGGAGCAAGUGAUUGUGUGAUCUGCGGUGUUACACUCUGCCUCCUGUCUGUGUUUGUAAAGUUAGAAUAAAUGUAUCAUGUUGCCAGGUAGAAAUGUCUUAUAGAAUGUCCCAACCAAAAAUGACGGGAGUUGUUUCCAGUCUCAUAGAGUUUAGCAAAGUAUAACAUUGUGGAAAGCUGCAGAUAGAAAUUCCAUGAAUAGAGCCGACGUGAUUCCUUCUACAUGUCACAGUGGCAUGUUUCUUCUCUUUUUCUAUCUGAACGUUCGAAAACAUUGUGUACUGCUGAAUGCGCCCCGGUCUCUACUGAGCAAAGUGAGAGGGCUCAGCAUGGCCGGUUCCAUCAGCAGAAAACCACAUGACAGUCACAAGGUUUCCCAGUGACUGAAGGGGAGGCAUGGGCUGCCAUAGCCAGAGGGACCUCCAUUGAAUGAAUCCCACGGUGGACAGGAUUUGAGAGAUUCUUUUGCAUGACUAGGCCUACUCUGUUGAGUUUGUGUGAGUUUUUAGUUUCUGAAUUCCUUUUUGUAAUCCUCUUCUGCUCCCGAGUGAAAGUUGGGAACAGUUGUGAAAGACCUCUUCCUCCUUUUAUUUUACUUUUAUCUAUGUAAAAUAUUGUUUUUAACAAUAAAAUUACAAAACCUUUUUUUUAA